Messenger RNA from Mesorhabditis belari, 1038 nucleotides. NCBI's taxonomy places the organism in Eukaryota, Metazoa, Nematoda, Chromadorea, Rhabditida, Rhabditidae. The record is from the annotation of a GenBank genome assembly.
AUGAACAUGUUGCGAGUCGAAGAGGAAUAUGUUCAACAGGUUUAUUCCCGUUUGGCUGCUUACUCGAACACGAAAGAAGCGAAACCGACAUCACCGAGAGUUUGGCCAAGGAUUCGUCAAUUCCUUGAAGAGUUAAACAAAGGCUCUGUGGUCGUUGAUAUCGGGUGUGGAGAGGGAAAAUAUCGUAUCCCUGGGGGUGUCAUUUUGGGCGUUGACACAUGUGCCGAUCUCUUGGUGAAGGUUCCACGAAAUGGCGGUGUCGACUAUAUUUUAGCGGAUGGACUUGAGCUACCAUUCAGGCGAGCUUCUGCUGAUGCGGCUCUUUGUGUCUCGGUGUUACAUCAUUUUUCCACUGAAUUGAGACGUCGUGAUGCCAUGCAACAACUAGCAAAUGUGCUUAGGCCUGGCGGGAAAGCGCUUGUUUACGUGUGGGCUUUCGAACAACCGAAUGGUACAUUUCCGUCUCAGGACGUGCUCGUGCCAUGGAAUCUUCACGAAACUGCGUUGAAUGGCAGACUGCCAAAAGUGAAAUUUCACAAAGAAUCCACAAAAGAGCAAAGGAUUAUCCAGUCGUCGAUUGCCGUGGAAAUCGUGAAUGAUGAGGCAGCUUCGUGUCCUUCUCCCUCGUGGUUUUCGUCUUUUGUUGAAAGAUUUCGUUUACUACGUAAACCAUCGCUUGAUUUACCCCCAGCUGCUCCUAGCUUUAACCCAACACCACGAAGCUCGUCAACUAUUUUAACCGGUAUCCGAAAAUGGAGUCCAAUGCUUGGUAAACGGCUUGCAUCAUUGUUGAUCCCGGUUGAGGAGCAAUUGGCUGAUGAAAUGACUCAAGAUAUUAUGCAAACAGCCCUUCAAGAAGCAUUGGCUACUUUAAGAAAAGUGACUUUUUAUCGAUUCUAUCAUGUGUUCAAAAAGGGUGAACUCGAGGCUUUGAUCUCGUCGAUUCCUCAGUUAAAAGUUCUCUCCUCGCAAUUCGAACAUGGAAACUGGUGUAUUCUCGCAGAAAAAGUUCCCGAUGCAUCAAAGUUACGAGUUAUC